AAUGUCAUCAUUUUUAUUAGUACUAUUACUAUGAUCUGAAAAUGAAAAUAACUAGAUAAGACGAUGAAAAAGUCCACAAAAGUCAUUAUAUUAUAGAUCCACAACAAUCCCACCUGCAUCAAUAAUCUCUGCUCCAUCUAGCUUUUACUACAAUAACCAUGGCUCCAAAAAUCUUGGAUGUUCUCUCUAAAUCCAAACGCAUAAUAUAUACUCAACCUCGUCACUACCUCACUCUCUCCCUCAUCUUCCUCCUACCUCUCUCUUUCUUCUCCCUCAUCUUCCAACUCAUUCGCAAACACCUUCAACAACAGCAACCACCCCCCACAAGCCAGACCAACAUCAUCUCUUUGUAUCUCCUCUUCUUCCUUUUCUCUUCAAUCUUCUCAUACGGUGCCUUCAUCACCAUCUCUCGCAGCGUCUAUCACGCCUUCUUUAAUCAACCCAUCAAACUCAAAGAAGCCAUCAAAUCCAUCUCCACUUCCUUCUUCCCGUUACUCGCCACAGACAUCGUUACAUUCGUCAUUUUAUUCUUCAUCUUUUUUCUCCUCACAUUUCUACUUGGAGUUGUCUUGUUUCUUAUAGUUUAUCUUGGAGAUAUCAACCUCACAACUCAUCCUUACUUUAUUAUGCUAUUUUCCAUGGUUCUUAUGCUUGUUUUUCUCCCUCUUGUGACGUAUUUGAUGAUUAACUUGAGUUUGGUGAAAGUUAUAGUGGUGGUGGAAUCAGUUUGGGGUUUAGAACCAUUGAGAAGAAGUUGGAAACUAGUGAAAGGAAUGAAGAUGUUGAUCUUGUCAAUCUUUUUCAUGUUUGGGUUCUUGCAAUUGGUGUUGGGGUUGAUAACUCGUUAUAGCAUGGUACUGAUUUUAGUGAUUUCUCCAAUACUUGCUAUGCUUUCGCUUUGCAAUAUUGUGGUUCUUACGGUGUUGUACAUUUACUGCAAGGAGAAACAUGGAGAGCUUGCAGGUGAAGAAUUUGGGAAGGACAAGGAAGGGGCUAGCUUGUCCUUAAUCCCCUUAUAGAAAUGGUUGAUUAAUUCCUAGUCUAAAAUUUGCUGUUUCUUUAUAUGAAUAAAUGAUUAUAGUUAUCUACUAUAAAAAAUGAUUAUUGUUAUCUACUAUAAAUAAAAUGAUUAUAGUUACAUGAUUUAAUAUAUUCAGAAUAAUUCGUGUUAAUAGUGUAGGAAAAGUCACGAAUUAUUUGAUCAAUUAUGGUGGGCGAAAUUAUACAAGUUAAACUAGUG
Molecule: messenger RNA, 1240 nt
Organism: Vicia villosa (hairy vetch)
Lineage: Eukaryota; Viridiplantae; Streptophyta; Magnoliopsida; Fabales; Fabaceae
Exons: 1
Coding region: 159-1019 (286 amino acids)
Source: RefSeq, a predicted model, not a curated record